Molecule: messenger RNA, 1145 nt
Organism: Columba livia (rock pigeon)
Lineage: Eukaryota; Metazoa; Chordata; Aves; Columbiformes; Columbidae
Product: C-C motif chemokine 5
Exons: 3
Coding region: 283-561 (92 amino acids)
Biological process (GO): immune response
Cellular component (GO): extracellular region
Molecular function (GO): chemokine activity
Source: RefSeq, a predicted model, not a curated record
GCUGCUGCCGAUUUACUCCGCCUUACCUCCCCUCACACAAAGGCUAUUCUAGUAUUUCCUAGAUCUGUUGCUUCCCUUUUUUUUUUUAGCGUUUCUGAGGCACAGGUGCCAUGACAUCAGCUCUGUUACGUCUUGGAAACUCCAAGGGUUCGUCUUGAAAUCUGACCGAGAGAUCUGUCCACCAUGCCUAUAAAAACCCAGGACUGAGCAGCACCUCGCACCAGACACAAGAAGAAUCUGCCCUGGUCCUGCCUUUGCCCUCGCAACUCAUCUCCAUCCAUAAUGAAGGUCUGUGCAGCAUUUGUCUCCAUCAUCAUCCUCCUCGCUGCUACCCUCUUUCCUCAGGCUUCUCCUGCUCCAAUUGGUGCUGAUACAACUGUGUGCUGCUUCAGCUACACCUCACGGAAGCUGCCCCAGAGUCAUGUGAAGGACUAUUUCUACACCAGCAGCAAGUGCUCGCAGCCAGCAGUUGUGUUCAUCACCAGGAAGGACCGGGAGGUCUGUGCAAACCCUGACGCCAGAUGGGUGAAGGAAUACGUGAACGCCCUGGAGCUGCAGUGAGUCAUGGGAGAUUAGAGGUCUCUGCCCCGGACAGUCCUGCAAGACCAUCUGGCAGAGUCUUAGCACAGACCUAGAAAUCCUGCUGCUGAGCACCAGGACCUGCUGAGCCACCUUGGGAUGCCUGAUGUUCCUUCUGUCUUGCAAAGGCAUUAUUUAUCAUUAUAAUUUAUCUACCCUCACAGGCAGCUGUGAUGCUGGGGACCUCAUGGCCUUGCAGACCCACCUUGUCAUAGCCUGCUGUGUGACAUGCAGCCAAACUGUCCCCUCCUUGUGCCUCCGCCACUAGAAUAGGAGGGGGAUUUUAUCCCUGGAGCUAUUUGUGGGAAGUGGUCUGUCAAAAUCAGGUAUCAGUGCUGUCAUGUAAGCCCAGGCUGACCUCCAGGUCAGCUGGCUCAAUUUUGCCGUGCUUUGGUAGAUGCUCUGAGCAAGAUCUGUCUUCUCAGGGGAGGAUGUGGUACACUGGUUAUUUACAGGAUGCUCAUUGUAGAACCGCAUUGUUCAGCCUUGUUCUCAAAAUGCUGUCUCUUGCUGAUGCCAAAGAAUAAAGAUUUUUGUCUCUCUAUGUCAGUUCUGGAAGUGGUUGU